AAAAAAAAAAAAAAAAGGAAAAAAAAACUAAAAUAGGAAAUAUAAUUCCCCUCCCAACUUCCAAAAAUCCUCUCACCAUUUCAACCACCAUUCCGAUCUCAAAACCCUAGCGGGGCCGAAAUCAUGAAGCUCAGCGAUAGAGCUUCGGUUUCUGGUUUCAGCUUCUGAUUGCUGAGUGAAAGAUUUUGUUUUUGUUUUUGUUCUUGUUUUUGGAGAAAUUCGGGAGAGAUUUCGGAUCUUUUUACUGGUUUCUGCUGAAGGAAGCAAGAGAUCGACGGGGAUCCAAGCUAAAACUCGUCGACCUUUCUGCCGCUGCUGUAGGAUAAGUUUGUAGCGGUUCUUGAGGUCUAACUUACCGUGGGCUUGGAUUCAUCUGAGGGUUUUUUGUGAUGUCGGCUAAAGUGAAGGAAUCUCCUUCGUCUUCGACAUUAGAGUUGGAUCCGUUGCUCAAAGAUCUCACUGAGAAGAAGCUGAGCUUUAGAAAGAACGUUGUUUCUUUGGCAGCGGAGCUUAAAGAUGUGCGAAAUCGAUUGGCUUCGCAAGAGGAGUCCUUUAUCCGAGAAUCAGAAUCCAGAAAGGUAGCCGAGAUGAAGGCAAAGAGCAUGGAGGAGGAGGUUGGUAAAUUGCAGUUGUGUUUAGAAGAGAGGAAUCAUCAGUUGCAAUCAUCGAGUUCUAGUCGUGAGGAGUACCUCAAGGAGUUGGAUGACUUGAGAUCACAGCUCUCAUUUACUCAAGCUACUGCUGAGGCUAGUGCUGCAUCAGCUCAAUCAGCCCAGUCUCAGUGUCUCUCCUUGUUGAGAGAAUUGGAUGAGAAAAAUAAUUCGAUAAAAGAGAAUGAGAUCCGAGUAAAUAAGCUGGGAGAGCAGUUAGAUUAUUUGCAGAAGGAUCUCCAAGCAAGAGAGCUUUCACAACAACAACUAAAAGAUGAAGUGUUGCGAGUAGAGAAGGAGAUUAUGCAAGCUGUCACAAAAGCUGGAGUCAACAAAGACUCUGAGCUCAGAAAGAUUUUGGAUGAAGUUUCUCCAAAAAAUUUUGAGAAGAUGAAUAAACUUUUGGAUGCCAAGGAUGGUGAGAUUGCUCGGUUGAGAGAUGAGAUUAGAUUUUUGUCUUCCCAUUGGAAACAUAAAACCAAAGAACUUGAAUCACAGCUAGAAAAGCAUCGGAGGGCUGACCAGGAACUCAAAAAGAAGGUGCUGAAGCUAGAGUUUUGUCUGCAAGAGGCACGAUCCCAAAUACGAAAGGUUCAAAGGGCUGGAGAGAGAAGGGACAAAGCCCUGAAAGAACUCAGAGACCAAGUGGCAAUGAAGCAACAAAAUGGUGGUGGUUCUAAUGGCAAGCAGAACUUCUGGGAAAGCUCAGGUUUCAAGGUCAUCGUCUCAAUGUCUAUGUUGAUCUUAGUUGCUUUCUCGAGGCGCUGACUUAUUUAUCUUCCCCUGUUGCUCUCCUUUAGUCCUUCAGAAGAAAGAGAAGAGAGAGAGAAUGUAGAUAGAUGUCUGUUAACUUUGUAGAACAGUACUAGUAAAUGUUAUGAAGAGGAAGACAGUUAGCAAUAUAAAGCAUCUCGACUUGAAAA
This is a messenger RNA of Asparagus officinalis (garden asparagus), 1573 nucleotides long. RefSeq names its product myosin-11-like. The coding region runs from base 390 to 1418 and encodes 342 amino acids. The record is from RefSeq and is a predicted model, not a curated record. The transcript is spliced from 6 exons. NCBI's taxonomy places the organism in Eukaryota, Viridiplantae, Streptophyta, Magnoliopsida, Asparagales, Asparagaceae.